Molecule: messenger RNA, 2159 nt
Organism: Crotalus tigris (Tiger rattlesnake)
Lineage: Eukaryota; Metazoa; Chordata; Lepidosauria; Squamata; Viperidae
Product: cytochrome P450 2J6-like
Exons: 9
Coding region: 593-2050 (485 amino acids)
Biological process (GO): xenobiotic metabolic process
Cellular component (GO): intracellular membrane-bounded organelle; cytoplasm
Molecular function (GO): oxidoreductase activity, acting on paired donors, with incorporation or reduction of molecular oxygen, reduced flavin or flavoprotein as one donor, and incorporation of one atom of oxygen; heme binding; iron ion binding
Source: RefSeq, a predicted model, not a curated record
AAAGAAUUCCAGGCAUUGUUUAUCCUAAAAAGUCUUUAUUCUUUGUGUGACAGAGUAUCCGCAGGGCAUGGAGGAAUGACAAGAUCUGAAUUUUCUUUCCUUGCACAUAACAUUCCAGGCUAUUGCCCUCCCCCAUUUUGUGAUCAUAAAUCACAUUUUUCAAUUAGCCUGAAGGGCAAAGAUUCACUUCCACUCCUCCCCUCCCAGCCUCAUCUAAAUUAACUCUAAAAAUACCAGACAGUUCUGCAUAUCUUGUCAAAGCAAUAAUAUCCAAUAUUAGCAGCACUGACACUAGCUACUACACAUUUGAAUAUAGAGUGUGGUCUUUUGCUCAGUGAAUUGUGGGACAGUGUUCUCCAGAUUCAGAGGUGGAAUACUUUCUGACAUUUAGACAAGUAUGUAGUGCUGCGUUAUGAUAUUUUUUUUUCCUUCCUGAUGUUCCUGAUAUUAAUUUUCUGCUUGACAAAGUGCAGCUUAUAAAAUCUGGCAUUUCAACACCUUCAUCCUGAUUUCAAAUAUUUAACUCGUGGCUGGCUUGCCAAGUACAAUAGCCUGAAAAAAGAAAGCCAGAGUGAGACUUUCCUGAUUCAACAUGAUUAUUCUCGUCUGGCUGAUUUUUCUUUCCCUCCUGUUCCUCUGUUUUUGGAACAACCAACGUCCCGCAGGUUUUCCCCCUGGAUCAUGGAAGCUUCCCCUGCUUGGGAAUCUGCUUCAGUUCAGUAAGAGGGACCCACUGAAGGAGUUGGAUCAGCUAGGAAAAAAAUAUGGUCCUGUCUUCAGUCUUUAUUUUGGAAGAACACCUGUGGUCUUCACUCAUGGGUUUUCUCCAGCAAAGGAGAUCCUUGUGAUGAAAGGCAUAGAAUUUGCUGGAAGGGCAGAUAUUCCAAUAAUAGACUUCAUCACUAACAAAAAAGGUUUAUUGACCUUAAGAUAUGGUGAAGUAUGGAAGGAACAAAAAAGGUUUUCCGGGAUGCUUCUCAGAAACUUUGGAGUGGGCAAAAAAUCAAUGGAAGCAAAGAUCCUGGAAGAGGCCACAUGUUUGAUUCAAGCGUUCAAAGAGAACAUAAGGGUGCCUUUUGAUCCUUAUGAAUUUAUGGACACUGCGGUCACCAACAUAAUUUCUACUAUAUUAUUUGGGAAACGUUUUGAAUAUGACAACAGCUUCCUCAGAAAUCUCCUGCAUAUGAUACAUCACAGUUCCAAAAUGACUGUGAGCCCCUGGGCCUUGCUUUACAAUGAGGUGCCUUUGGUGAGACAUCUCCCCCUGCCUCACCAGACAAUACUAAUAACUGCAAAGGAAGUAGAAGUUUUUAUAAAAAAAGAGGUGGAAGAACACAGGGCGACCUUGACUCCAGGAGAACCUCGAGAUUUCACUGAUGCGUAUUUAGAAGAAAUACAGAAGCCAGAGAGAAAAGUUUCAAGCUUUGAAGAAGGACAACUACAAACCAUACUGUCUGACUUAUUUGUGGCUGGAACAGAGACAACAGCAGGAACAUUACAGUGGGGAUUGCUCUAUUUGGUGGCCUUUCCAGAAGUUCAAGAGAAAUGCUGGAAGGAAAUAGACACAGUUGUGGGAAACAAGGCAACCUUGAAGGUUGAAGACCGAAAAAAGCUGCCCUACACAAAUGCUGUCAUUCAUGAAAUCCAACGCAUUUCAAACGUUGCUCCUCUUGGACUACCUCACGCCGCCAUUGAAAAUGUACAGAUUUUUGGAUAUAAAAUUCCAAAGGACACCAUGGUUAUUGUCAACAUCCAGUCUGCCCAUCAUGAUGAAUCUCAGUGGAAGUUCCCCAAUGAGUUCAACCCCUCCAACUUCCUGAAUGAAGAGGGAGAGUUUGUGAAGCCGGAAGCCUUUUUGGCAUUUUCAGCAGGACCGAGAGUCUGCUUAGGGGAAAACCUGGCUCGGAUGGAGCUCUUCCUCUUCUUCACCAGCAUUCUCAGGAACUUCCAGUUAUUGUGGCCAGAUAAAUCACAAGCUCCAGAUUUUACACCACACUUUGAGGUUACACAAUUCUCAUCUCGGUUUAAGGUGUUGCUGAAAUGUCGCUAGCCAAGUGUGUAGAUCAAAGCGAGGAACUGCAAAGCAACUGAUUCAAGAUAAUUUCAAAUUCACCUCAAGAUCAUGUUUUAAAACAUAAAUAAAGUGCUCUCUUAUGCCA